Molecule: messenger RNA, 3267 nt
Organism: Heterobasidion irregulare TC 32-1
Lineage: Eukaryota; Fungi; Basidiomycota; Agaricomycetes; Russulales; Bondarzewiaceae
Exons: 19
Coding region: 1-3267 (1088 amino acids)
Biological process (GO): regulation of transcription by RNA polymerase II
Cellular component (GO): MOZ/MORF histone acetyltransferase complex
Molecular function (GO): protein binding
Source: RefSeq, a predicted model, not a curated record
AUGGCGCGAGGCGCACACUCUCCCGCACCCACACUACCGAGGGUCUCCUUCGUCAAAGUCGAGGAUGACUUCUCGAAGAAAGCUGCAGGCGUUCAUGACCAACAGCAGAGGUCGUAUGGGUACAACGACUUCGCCGAGUUCCAGCGUCCAGAUGCAUAUAUUCACUACAUAGAACCUUUGGAGGUCGAGCUGGCUAAACAGGUGGAGUACGAUAUGGACGAGCAAGACCAGGAUUGGCUGGACAACUUGAACACAGAGCGUAGAGCGGCCGGUUUGGAUCGCAUCUCAUACGAAACCUUCGAGAUUGUCAUGGAUCGAUUGGAAAAGGAGUGGUUCCAUCUGACAAAGGACAUACCGAAGCCAGACAUGGUCAUGCCGUCCGAAGAUUCUACGUGCGCUAUUUGUGAUGACUCGGAAGGAGAGAACACGAACGCCAUCGUCUUUUGCGACGGAUGCAAUCUAGCAGUGCACCAAGAUUGCUAUGGAGUGCCAUACAUACCAGAAGGACAAUGGUUGUGCCGUAAAUGCACGGUCUCCCCGGAGAAUCCCGUAAAUUGUGAAUUAUGCCCAAACGAAGGCGGCGCCUUCAAGCAAACUGCUCAUGGGGACUGGGUUCACCUGCUCUGUGCAAUAUGGGUACCGGAGACCAGGGUGGCGAAUGAUGUUUUCAUGGAACCUAUCACGGGCAUGGAAAGGAUCUCCAAGCAGCGAUGGAAAUUGAAAUGCCAGGUAUGCGAUAUCCGGCAGGGCGCCUGCAUCCAAUGCAGCAAGACGUCGUGUUUUCUCGCCUUUCAUGCGACAUGCGCUCGGAAAGAGAAGUUGCUCAUGCCCAUGAAGGCGACAUCUGGCUCUGAACCACCAACACUGCAGUGUUUCUGCGAGAAACAUUUGCCCAGAGAGCAAGCCGAAGCUCGUGCUGCAGCCCUCGCCGCUGAAGAGGAAGACGCCACGACAGAACAUCCUUCCAGUCCAAAGUCAUCAAAGACAGCACGCGCGUAUGCUAAGACAUACAAGCUCGGCCCCCCUCUUGUACCCGCCAUCAUAGUCAGCCAGAUCCUCCAAUACAUCCAUAAGAUCAUUGUCCGCAAGAAGCCUGAGUUUGUGGAGAUGGUAGCGCGAUAUUGGAGUCUAAAGCGCGAGGCGCGGAGAGGCGCACCACUUCUAAAGCGGUUGCACCUGGAGCCCUGGACGGUAUCGGCAGCGAUCAGAAAUCAGACUGAUGAUGAGAAGACGAAGAAACUUGAGCAUAUGAGGCGCCUCAGACAGGAUCUCGAGCAAGUUCGGAUGCUAGCCGAACUCUGCCGCAAACGUGAGAGCAGAAAACUCACCCAGGCAGAGAUUGUGAGAGACUUGCUGUCGAGAGCCUUGCUCCCUCAUGAGCCGAGCUUGCGCGAGGCAUUCCGUCAGAUUACACAGAACGAUCGGUAUGACUUUUUCAAAAAUCCUGUCUCCCGAACGGACGUCCCAGAUUACUUCGACAUCGUCAAGCGUCCUAUGAAUUGGGCCGCCAUCGAGGCCAAGCUAGGUCGCCACGAGUAUUGGGACCUGCAGAUAUUCAAGGACGAUGUCCUUCUAGUCCUUGAUAACGCUAUGCUGUACAACAAACCGGGAACGCCAUACUUCAAAGCUGCCCAAAGAAUCAAGGCAGUAUCUGAACCCAUCUUAGCCAGCCUCAACACUUUAGUGCCGCCUCGCCCGCAGCUUAACGCUGAUAGUAGUGUGGUUCCAGCUGCUGAACAUAUAGACGGCGAAUCUCUAGUGGACAAGAUGGAUGAGGCUUCGCAGCACCGUCAUAUUCCUAUAGGUGACCUUGAGCCCCCGUACCCCGUUCUUGAUUUCUUCGUUUCGGACGAGAUCAAGAAGGAAAGCGAAUUCAUUAUCAACGAAGCACCGAUAGUUUCUAUCUUGAAAUACGAAUUUGGAGAGCUCAAGCCGCCACCACCGCCACCAACACCGAAGCCCAAACGUGAUCGCAAGGCAGACAGAGAGAAGAAACGCUUGGAACGCGAAGCGCAGAGACUCGAUGCCGCGCCCGGCUUCCGAGCCUUGCGGACCAGACGUGGAACCGCCGCUGUCGCGGCAUUCGAGGCAGAAGCUAACGAGUUGCAGGGGGACACAUCUACCUCCGCCGCCCCUUCCGCGAUCCCAAUUCCUCCCCAAGACCUCGCGCCACCCACACACCCCGCUGCAGUAAAGAAGGGCAAGAAACGCGGCGCACCAGUCCUGUUGGGGCACGCAGAACCGCCGAUGGUGAAAGAGGUCGACCCUCAGGCAUCGUUCAAGAUGUUCGACCAGGGCUGGAUCUUGCCUCCGGAUCAGAAACGAGGCGGUCGUUCGGGAGUGGAGAGGGGCCCCGUCCCACCGCCGAAGAAAAAGCUCAAGACGGGCCCGCUUUCCGUGGAGGCCAUUGUGGAGACCGCGGUGGAGACCGUGGCCACGAUUGAUGUGCCAGAACCUCCCGUUGAUCCUGCCCUGCCCAAGGCACCUGCUGAGAUGACCUCGAUUGCGACUUUGCCGGCUCUUACACCAGCACCGUCAAGAGGGAAUUUUCCUCCUGCGAAUGACCACACAGGAGGAGAUGAUGUCGACGGCACGAUCAUCAUUGAAGAACUUGAUACUCCACAGACCCGGAAGGCCAAGUAUCUGCGACGCCGAGCACGUCUAAAUGCCGAGCCGGCCCCGGACGCGCCAAACGCCACAGAGCCUACGACAAGGCAACCUAUCGCAGGUCCUUCUAAGCUACCUGCCGCCAUUGAAGAGUCGGAGCUCAGCUCGCUGAGUGACUCCGACGACGAAGCUGUCAUGCCAAAAAAGACAAGAAAAAAGAAGAGGUCCAGGAGUUCGAUCUCCAUUCGUGCAAAGAAGCCACUGCCCAACUUACCGGGGAAACUGGAAGACGGAAGGAUCCUCGAAGCUGGCACACUUGUAUGGGCGCAAGCUCCCACAUACCCUUGGUGGGCGGCUGUUGUAUUCGAAGCUGACGACCCCGAAGUACCCCCCUUAGUGCUGGAAUCGAAGAAAUUGCCUGCAGCCAGGAGAGCCACACACCUCGUGCGCUUUUACGACAAUGGCAAAUCAUGGCAAUGGUUACCUACGGACAAACUCAGAUUACUGGGCGAAGAUAAAGCGUUGGAUCAAAUGCUUCUGGUUCAUCAAACUUUCAAGAGUACCAAAUCAGAGAUGGAUUGCCACGCAUCAUACAGGCGAGUGAUCGUCUUGAUGAUCUCUAUCCCAUCCGAAACUAAGUGCCCGAUAGCGAAGCGCUGA